AUGCUGUGGAGAGUUUGGGACCUGCAGCUGAAGGAAACUGGGAUUUUGGUCUGCAGAUGCUAUGAAAGCUUCAGAGGAAAGCAGAUUCCCAAGGAAGAUGCAGCAGGCUUCCUGGGUUACUUCUUAUCAUCACUGUUCACCAAAGACCAGUUAAUCAUUGGCUCUGAAGAGUAUGCAGGAAAGUUCACCUGUGCAGCAGACAUAAGGGAGUUUUAUAUGAGAGCCCUUUCCCUGACACCAAGAACUGAAAAGAUCAAGACCCUGGACAAGGCCGGUGUGCUCCACCGUACCAAAACAGUGGACAAGGGGAAGAGACUUCGGAAGAAACACUGGAGCGCCUCCUGGACGGUGCUGAAAGGCGGCGUCCUGACCUUCUUCAAGGACUCGAAAACCUCAGCUGCGGGUGGCCUGAGGCAUCCUUCCAAGCUCUCCACCCCGGAGUACAUGGUCGAACUGAAGGGGGCCUCUCUCGAUUGGGACCCCAAAGACAAAUCCAGCAAGAAGAAUGUGUUAGAGCUGCGAAGCCGAGAUGGCUCAGAAUACCUGAUCCAGCAUGACUCGGAGGCCAUCAUCAGCACCUGGCACAAGGCCAUAGCCAAAGGCAUUGAGGAGCUGUCCACAGACCAGCUCCAGGGGGUGGAAGGUGAGCCCAGCAGUGCUGAUUUCGGGUCCAGUGAGCGCCUAGGAAGCUGGCGGGAGGAGGAUGUGCAGCAGAAUGCAGCCUCACCUUCCCAGAGCCCUGGAGCCCUGGAUAGCGACUUGAGCAGGGUCCGGCUCAAGCUCCGUAAAUUCCUACAGAGAAGACCCACUCUGCAGUCUUUGCGGGAAAAGGGCUACAUCAAAGACCAGGUGUUUGGAUGUGCGCUGGCUCAAUUGUGAGAACGCGAGAGGAGUCCCGUGCCACGCUUCGUGCAGCAAUGCAUCCACACUGUCGAGGCUCGGGGGCUGGACAUCGACGGGCUGUACCGCAUCAGUGGGAACCUGACCACCAUCCAGAAACUGCGCUAUAAGGUGGAUCACGAUGAGCGCCUGGACCUGGAUGACGGGCGCUGGGAGGACGUCCACGUGAUUACGGGCGCAUUGAAGCUCUUCUUCUGGCAGCUUCCAGAACCCCUCUUCCCCUUCUCGCACUUCCACCAGUUCAUAGCAGCCAUCAAGCUGCAGGACCCAGCCCAGCGCAGCCGCUGUGUACGUGACCUGGUGCGCACGCUGCCCGCUCCCAACCACGACAAGCUCCGACUGCUCAUCCAGCACCUGUGCCGGGUGAUCAAGCAUGGCGAGCAGAACCGUAUGUCCGUGCAAAAUGUGGCCAUAGUGUUCGGGCCCACGCUGCUGCGGCCUGAGAUGGAGGAAGCCAGCAUGCCCAUGACCAUGGUGUUCCAGAACCAGGUAGUGGAGCUCAUCCUACAGCAGUGCGCAGACAUCUUCCCGCCGCACUGACUGCGGACCCUGGGUGGCUGGAGGCCAUGAGGCUGGACCUCCUCUGAAGCUCUCCGCUUCCCACCCCGCUGCACUGUGACUUCUACACCCCUCGAUUCAGAGGGUACGGUGACCCCCUUCAUGACCC
Molecule: messenger RNA, 1567 nt
Organism: Microtus oregoni (creeping vole)
Lineage: Eukaryota; Metazoa; Chordata; Mammalia; Rodentia; Cricetidae
Product: rho GTPase-activating protein 27-like
Exons: 15
Biological process (GO): signal transduction; regulation of GTPase activity
Cellular component (GO): cytoplasm
Source: RefSeq, a predicted model, not a curated record